ACGCUACGUUGCUCAGCUCAGCUCCCGGCCGUCUUCCUCAAGUCUCAACCAUUGCCGCGUCCACUACAAACGUUGCUAGCUCCUUGCUCUUCCUCCCACCGCCGAGCAACCACCGGUCCACUCUUAUAUAUACCCCCACCUCCCUUUGCGCCAUUAUCCACCACCACAACCACCAAGAACUUCGAUUCCUCCGCUCCUUGAUCACAGAAUACCAAAUUCCAUGCACGUCUCUUGCAUAGCUCUAGUAAGUCUAUAGAUGGAUAGGCAAAGUGCGAUGCAGGGCGGCAGCGCUGGUGCCGGCUCCGGUGCUGCCGUGCACGAGUGGUUCAACGACAGCGCCGGCGGUCAGCCGGCCGAGCAGGCGGCCGUCGUCGACGGGGCGUUCCUCAUGGACCUGCUGGAGGACGCAUCGUCGGCCGCGGACCAGGCGCCGGAGGACGUCGACGACCGGCUGAGCCGCGUCAUCCGGUCCCUGGAGGCUGAGAUCGGUGGCAGCGGCGGGGCGGCGCCCUUGGCGCCGGCAGACGGCAGGAGCACGGCGGAGCACGUGCCGGCAGGCGACGUUGGUAGCGAGGGCCUGGAGGAGGAGUGCGCGCUCUCGGACGACCUUUACAGCGCCCCCGGAACUUGUGUGGCCGAGGUGCCGUUCGAGUACUGCUGGACGGAGGUGCCGCUGGCGGUGGGGCAUGACAUGGGCGGCUUGUACGUCGACGGCGACGGCCUCGUCGUGGGGUACGAGUUCAGGGAGCAGUGCUAUUACGGUUACAAUGACAGCCCACACGUCGAGCGUGAGUACAGCCCCUUGUGGGAAUGAAUGAUAAAAUCUGCGAGAACAGGUGUACUAUAUAUGAGUUCAAGUUGGCCGCAAGCUAUCACAUUGCGAUAGUGGAGGCCGGUUUCCCCUUAUCUAAAAAAAAAUAUAUGAGUUCAAGUAGGCAAAUCGAUAUAUCUCUAAAAUACAGCUCAAAUUAUUGGGAUCCUUAAUUUUUUUUCUUCAAUGAUCAACUAAGGUUUGAGCUGUAAUAUGCAACUUGUUUGAAAAAAAAUUA
Messenger RNA from Panicum virgatum (switchgrass), 1049 nucleotides. RefSeq lists its product as uncharacterized. The transcript has a single exon. The record is from RefSeq and is a predicted model, not a curated record. The coding region runs from base 257 to 814 and encodes 185 amino acids. Lineage: Eukaryota; Viridiplantae; Streptophyta; Magnoliopsida; Poales; Poaceae.